GCCAUAACAGCAGAUCCAUGGCCAUGCUCCUUAGUUCUGUACUAAGUUUUUAUCGGGAAAAGUCAACAAAAGAAGAAAGAACUCUAGGGUUUUUAUUCUUCUUCUUUCUUUCUUUCUUUUUUUCCUUUUCUUUUCUAGAGAUAUAGAUAUGAUUAUGGGUGGUGGAGAAAAGAGCCUAAAGAACUUCCACCUCCACCUGCCGAAUCUUCAUCAUCACCAUCACAAGAAGCAGGCGAGAGAUGUUCCAAAAGGGUGUUUGGCAAUCAAGGUGGGCCAGGGAGAGGAGCAGCAGAGAUUUGUGGUGCCUGUCAUAUACUUCAAUCACCCACUGUUCAUACAGUUAUUGAAGGAAGCAGAAGAAGAAUAUGGUUUUGAUCAAAAAGGCACCAUCACUAUCCCUUGUCAUGUGGAGGAGUUUAUGUACGUCCAAGGCAUGAUUGACAAGGAAAAGCCCAUCCAUCAUCACCAUGUUGGAUGUUUUAGGGUUUGAUAUUAGUAUAUCAUGAAUAGAUCGUGGCGGGUUGUGGUGCCAAACAGGCCUAACCCCAUGAAUUAGGUCCAGUCUUUUUAUUCGGAUGUCUAGAGUACUUAGGACCUCCUUUUUUAAGGUUUUUUUUUCUUUCUUUCUGG
This is a messenger RNA of Populus trichocarpa (black cottonwood), 630 nucleotides long. RefSeq names its product auxin-responsive protein SAUR32. Lineage: Eukaryota; Viridiplantae; Streptophyta; Magnoliopsida; Malpighiales; Salicaceae. The transcript has a single exon. Gene Ontology annotation, biological process: response to auxin. The record is from RefSeq and is a predicted model, not a curated record. The coding region runs from base 149 to 490 and encodes 113 amino acids.